Chrysemys picta bellii (western painted turtle) is the source of this 3191-nucleotide messenger RNA. Its product is annotated as balbiani ring protein 3. NCBI's taxonomy places the organism in Eukaryota, Metazoa, Chordata, Testudines, Emydidae. The record is from RefSeq and is a predicted model, not a curated record. Gene Ontology annotation, cellular component: extracellular region. Gene Ontology annotation, molecular function: serine-type endopeptidase inhibitor activity.
CCCUUCCAACCCUGAGAUUCUCUGGCUCUGUGACUGUCUCCUCCAAGUGACAUGGGCUCUUGUCUCUUGCACGGCCACAGCUAAGGAUGGUGAGUGUCCGGCCGAAAUGAAGGGGCCCGCACGCCCCCCUCAGGCCUACUGUCUCUCGGACGAGUCCUGCCCAGGGAGCGAGAAAUGCUGCAGCGAAGGCGACAGGAGAGUCUGCGUCCUCCCAGAUUCAGUGCACCCUGGGUAUUGUCCCAAGCCAGACCCCGGCCCGGUCACCAUCUGUCUUGUGAGCUGCUCUGACGACGCGCAGUGCUCCAUGGACGAGAAGUGCUGCGUUAUCGGCUGCCACAGAAAAUGCACCAAAGCUGAGCCAGCCUCCCCUGGUGUUUGUCCCAAGAGGAAAGUGCUGCAACCAUUUGCUCCUUGCAACAACAAGUGUGAUACCGACAGGAGCUGCCCUGCGGAGCAGAAAUGCUGCUUCACCGGCUGUGCCCUUGACUGUGUCCCCCCACAAGCAGGUGCCCUCAGCACCGCCCCGCCGCCUGCCCAGUCCGGAGAGGGCUGGGACUGGACCAAACAGACUCCAGAGGGAGGCAGUGUUCCAGGGAAGCCUGGGAUGCCAAGGAAACGUGGCACCUGCCCACCCAACCUCAUCAAGUGUCUCUACACGGAGCCCCCUCUGUGCCUCAACGACAGCGACUGCCGGGGACGGCAGAAGUGCUGCUACAACAUGUGUCGGUUCCGCUGCGUGGACCCGGAGGAAGAGAAACCCGGCAUCUGCCCAGCUGAGGCCCCAGAGGGCAGCUUUGAUCCCUGCUUUUUCCGCUGCUCCGAGGACAAGGACUGCCUGGGAAGCGAGAAAUGCUGCCUCCUGAGCUGUGGGGCCGGCUGCCUGGAGCCCGUGCAGGAUAUCUGCCAGCUGCCAGUCCAAGCGGGUCUCUGCGACGUCUACUCCUUCCGGUACUUCUACAAUGCCACCGCCCAGAGGUGCGAGCAGUUCUUGUACCGCGGCUGCAGGGGAAACGCCAACAACUUUAGGACAAAAGCCGAGUGUGUCCAGGCCUGCGCAGGCCACGAGAAGCCCGGCGAGUGCCCAGCCGUCGCGCAGGGACAGGCCGGUGCCUGUGACAAGAAAUGCCGCCGCGACGACGACUGCCCGGGUUCCCAAAAGUGCUGUGGGAACGGCUGCGGCUCUGAGUGCACCUCAGUCACCCCAGAAGUGAGGCCUGGAGUCUGCCCGGCAUUACCAGGAGGAGCCGUCGGUGCCUGUGAGGAGAGAUGCCGUUCUGACAGCGACUGCCCGGGCGCCCAGAAGUGCUGCAGCAACGGCUGUGGCCUGGCCUGCAUGGCGGUGACACUUCUCGUGAAACCUGGCGUGUGCCCAGCCAGAGGCCCAGGGGCCAGCGGGGAGCCCUGUCUAUCCCCCUGCGCCCAGGACAGCGAUUGCAGAGGAACCGCCAAGUGCUGCCCCCUCGGCUGUGGCCGCACCUGCCUCGCCCCUCAGAAAGAGAAACCGGGGCUUUGCCCAGCAUUUAAAAUCAGAGACGAGGGGCCUCCCCUGACGCUGUGCCAGCAGGACAGCGACUGCCACAAGAGAGACAAGUGCUGCAGGAUGGGCUCCAGCUACGUCUGUGCACCGCCCUCCCCCACGGCAGCGGAACCCGGUGCUGGCCCAGCGACCCCCGAGGGGCACAGUGGGCAGAGAUGCCGCAGUGACCGGGACUGUCCGGGAGCAGAGAUGUGCUGCAGCCAUCGGUGCCGCGCAGAGUGCCCCGCGCAGGGCGAAGGGACCCCCACAUCUGGCCCAGCCACCCCCGAGGGGCAUGGUGGGCAGAGAUGCUACAGUGACCAGGACUGCCCGGGAGCAGAGAGGUGCUGUAGCCAUCGGUGCCGCCAGGCGUGCCCAGCGCAGGGCAGUGGGAAGCCUGGAUUCUGCCCCGUGCGCAACGGGCUCUACUUCAGCUAUGACUGUGACGCCAGAUGCCAAGGGGACGGCGAGUGCCCCGGGGCCCAGAAGUGCUGCCUGCGCGGCUGCGACCACGAGUGCUUGGCCCCUUCUGAAGAGAAGCCCGGCAUCUGCCCCCUGACAGACGGGACAACGUCCGAUUCCCCCUCGUGCAAGUCCUCGUGCGCAGAGGACAAGGAGUGUGCAGGGGACCAGAAGUGCUGUGACAGUGGGUGUGGCCGGACAUGCCAGGCCCCGGAGAGAGAGAAACCUGGCGCGUGCCCAGCGCAGAAGCCCUGGCAAACACUGGUGCCGUGCAACGAGGAGGACACCUGCGCUCAUGACCGGGAUUGCCCCAGGCAGGAGAAGUGCUGCUUCGCCGGGUGUGCCAUGCACUGCGGCCCCCACUACAAAGAGCAUCCCGGUGCCUGUCCCAGGGCAAAGGCCUGCAGCGACCCGACGCAGCGCCGGUCAAACCAGUGCCUGGACGACCACGUGUGCGAGAGACACGAGAAGUGCUGCGAGACGGGGUGCCGCCGGGAGUGUGUGGCCGUGCGCACAGAGAGCGAGGACAAGUCUGGGGACGGCACCACGGGCCCCUGCGUGGACGAGUGCAGGGCUGACGAGGAGUGUCCCAAAGGACAAAGAUGCAGAAGCAAUGGCUGCGGCCGUGUCUGCCAGGAAGUCUCCCGAGGCGUCUGCCCGAGGCCCCUGGGCUUUGGGGCGUGCGUGGAAUUGUGCUUUGCUGAUGUGGAGUGUCCCAGGGGACAGAAGUGCUGCAGCAAUGGGUGUGGCCACGUCUGCAUGACGGCAAUCACCGGAGGGAGACCUGGCCUGUGUCCAGAGCCCCAAGGGAAAGGCCUUUGUGUGGAGCGAUGCCGGGAGGACGAGGAGUGUCCCAGGGGGAAGAAGUGCUGCAGUAAUGGGUGUGGUCACGUCUGCAUGUCCCUGAUCUCUGCAGAGAAGCCUGGGACCUGCCCACCGGACCCAGCGAAGUGUCGACACGCAGCCCCCCCGGAGUGUGACAGUGACGGCGGGUGCCCUGGGAGGAAGAAGUGCUGCUUUAGGACGUGUGCCAUGCGCUGCAUAGACCCAGAGGAAGAUGCUGUAUAACGAGCGGGCCCAGCGCUGCAGGAGCUGAAAGGAAGCCACACCUUUAUCACGGGACAGCCCAUCGUUAGAACCCCCUCCCGCCUGCUCUGCCCAUGUAACCUCCAGACCACGACAGACUCCCCAGCAAUAAAGCGAGUGCCGGCGC